This is a messenger RNA of Akanthomyces muscarius, 1332 nucleotides long. RefSeq lists its product as uncharacterized. Gene Ontology annotation, cellular component: eukaryotic translation initiation factor 3 complex; nucleus; cytoplasm. Gene Ontology annotation, biological process: translational initiation. Gene Ontology annotation, molecular function: translation initiation factor activity. The transcript has 2 exons. The record is from RefSeq and is a predicted model, not a curated record. NCBI's taxonomy places the organism in Eukaryota, Fungi, Ascomycota, Sordariomycetes, Hypocreales, Cordycipitaceae. Bases 1 to 1332 code for a protein of 443 amino acids.
AUGGAGGAUGUACUCAAGGCAGUCGAUGCCUCGUCCAUCAUGCCCAAGCUGGCGCCCCACCUGAGCCGACACCUGCUGUUCCCUCUGAUCCAGUUUGAGGGCGACAAGGCCGACGAAAAGGGCGACACGGACGCCUUCAACAAGAUCCUGGCCGGCAAGAUUGCGCUGCUCGAGGACACCAACAUGACCGACUACGUCGCCAACAUGUACUGCGAGCUCCACGGCGUCCAGGAGCCCCCCGCCGAGUACGUCCGCAAGCGCGAGGAGGUCGUGGCCCAGCUGCAAAAGUACGAGCAGGCCACGGCCACCAUUGCCGACCUCCUGACCCAGGACGAGGUCGUCAACGGCCUCCGCAGCGACAAGGUGGCCAACUUGGAGUUUCUCAAGAACCAGCACGGAGUCACCCUGGAAAUGGUCGACGCCCUCUACGACUUUGGCCAGUUCCAGUUCCGCUGCGGCCAGUACGGCCCCGCCGCCGACAUGCUCUACCAGUUCCGCGUGCUGUCGACCGACAACGACAAGGUCUCUGCCUCUACGUGGGGCAAGCUUGCGUGCGAGAUCCUCUCGGCCAACUGGGACUCGGCCGUCGACGAGCUCAAGAACGUCAAGGAGAGCAUCGACACCAAGCUCUUCAGCAACCCGCGCGCGCAGCUCGACCACCGCACCAUGCUCGUCCACUGGGCCCUCUUCCCGCUCUUCAACCACGACGCCGCCCGCGAGCCCAUCCUCGACAUGUUCUUCUCGGCGCCUUACAUCAACACGGUCCAGACGGCCUGCCCCUGGAUCCUGCGCUACCUCAUCGCCGCCGUCAUCACCUCGCGCGGCCGCUCCAGCGCCACCGGCAACAACCGCUCCUCGAGCAUCCAGCAGAAGCAGCUCAAGGACGUCAUCCGCUACGUCCGCCAGGAGGCCUACGAGUACGCCGACCCCGUCACCCAGUUCGUCAACGCCCUCUACAUUGCCCACGACUUCGAGGCCGCCCGCGAGGCCCUCCGCGCGGCCGAGGACGUCUGCCGCGCCGACUUCUUCCUCGCCUCCUCGGCCGACGCGUUCGUGGACGCCGCUCGCCACCUCAUCUGCGAGAGCUACUGCAAGAUCUUCUCCCGCAUGAACAUCCGCGACCUCUCCGCCAAGCUCGGCCUCAACCCCGACGACGGCGAGAAGUGGAUCGUCAACCUCAUUCGCGAGACCCGGCUUGACGCCAAGAUUGACUCCAAGGACGGCACCGUCAUCAUGAACCACCCCCCCAACAACGUCUACCAGCAGGUCAUUGAGAAGACAAAAGGCGGCUUCUUCCGCACGCAGGUCCUCAACGCCGCCGUUUCGAAAUAA